Molecule: messenger RNA, 762 nt
Organism: Peniophora sp. CBMAI 1063
Lineage: Eukaryota; Fungi; Basidiomycota; Agaricomycetes; Russulales; Peniophoraceae
Source: the annotation of a GenBank genome assembly
AUGCCCUCACCUCCACGCCUAGCCAGAUGCCUUGACAUUGCUCGACUCCCUAAAAAUACGAACAACCUAACUCAUGUGAACACUCGCGCGACCACACCGGGGUCGGUGUACCCACUUCUCUACCGCGACAGGCGGACACCUCUGAAACAUAUGUUGGAUCCAACUCAUACCGCAGCUCCACUAUCAAUUUCCGAACGCCAUAAGCUGUCACCCAUUUGGCAUUCCCGAUAUUUCGACCUUCAGGCCUUGCCGAAGGCGUGGCUCAUCAAGGAUGAGUAUCCCGUAUCCCCGCGAGGAUGGGACUACACUCCCUAUCCAGAGACUCGCGCCAAAGACAUGAAAGGACUUGACAUGUCUGUCGUAUUCUCCCGCAGGAACGACUACAUCGGCGAGGAUAAGUUCGUGUGGAGUACAGUCAAGCGUAAACUCCGAACGGCUUUGCAGUUGAUCAUUACCCGAGGCGCACGAGUCCAGAACUUGUCCACGGAGGGUGCAGCUCAAGCGCCUCUGCUUGUAUUUGAUCCGCUUGACGCGAAUGCGGAUCGUUGGGUUCAACCUGAUUGGACAUAUGUAUUCUUGCCAAAGAAAGCACUAUACCGGACCACCGUCAAUCAUAGUGUCGGGCCAGUUCGUGAAGCCUUGGUGUAUAUCCUCGAACAGGCUAAACUGCGUGAGAAGGAACGGUGGAUUUUGCCGGCGAAGCCUGCACCCAAAACUGGAGAACAUUCCAAGCGUGGCGCUCGAAAGCCACAAAAGUCCUAA